Molecule: messenger RNA, 2443 nt
Organism: Malania oleifera
Lineage: Eukaryota; Viridiplantae; Streptophyta; Magnoliopsida; Santalales; Ximeniaceae
Product: histidinol dehydrogenase, chloroplastic-like
Exons: 16
Coding region: 317-1783 (488 amino acids)
Biological process (GO): L-histidine biosynthetic process
Cellular component (GO): chloroplast stroma; cytoplasm
Molecular function (GO): metal ion binding; histidinol dehydrogenase activity; NAD binding
Source: RefSeq, a predicted model, not a curated record
AUGAAUGAAGUUCUAAGGAAGCCCAAGGAAGCUCGUCGGAAGGAGAGCUCAUAGAAGUUCCACAUAGACACUAAGCACACUAGUGGGAAAUGAAAGUUUUUGAGUGGUUACUGUCCAUGUGAUGGUCGCCACUAAAUUCAAAUCUAACCCUGAAGACUCUCAAGUCUGAACUCACUGUUUGGUCGUAAGAGUUCCCUGCGUCCCUGGCCUUGUUGCUCUGGGCGAUUGUACCUGUCUCCAUUGCUCACUUGUAGGUUUUGGCACCCUCUCCCUCACCCCAGCCUUUACAUUCUUAUUGUUUUGAUUGAAGUCGGUGAUGGACACUCAACUUCUAUCUUUUAAGCGGAGCAACUGUUACAUUAAUUUGUGCAAGAGCCACCAUUUUCAUAUAAUUGGUGCCCCAAAAUACUCAUAUUGUCAGUCUUCCCAUUUCACAGGUUCAACUAAUAAAGCUGUACGAUGUUCAAUGAAGUCUUAUAGGCUGUCAGAACUUACUUAUACUGAGGUGAAUAGCCUGAAGACUCGCCCUCGUAUCAAUUUCUCUUCCAUUUUCGGCUUGGUCCAGCCCAUUGUUGAUGAUGUUUGCUGUAGAGGUGAUGCUGCAGUAAAAGACUAUACUGCAAAGUUUGACAAAGUUGACGUGGAUAAGAUAGUCGAAAUUGUUUCUGAACUUCCAGAUCCAGAGCUUGAUCCAUCUAUUAAAGAGGCAUUCGAUGUGGCAUAUGACAAUAUCUAUGCAUUUCAUGCAGCCCAGAAGUUAGUUGAGAAAAGUGUUGAGAACAUGAAAGGUGUCAAAUGCAGACGUGUAGCAAGGAGCAUUGCUUCUGUUGGACUCUAUGUUCCUGGAGGGACUGCAGUUUUACCAUCAACUGCUCUGAUGCUUUCAGUUCCUGCUCAGAUUGCUGGGUGUAAAACUGUAGUUCUUGCAACUCCCCCUGCUUUAGAUGGCAGCAUAUGCAAGGAGGUGCUUUAUUGUGCCAAGAAAGCUGGUGUGACUCACAUUUUAAAAGCUGGAGGAGCUCAGGCCAUUUCUGCCAUGGCUUGGGGCACAAUAUCUUGCCCAAAGGUUGAGAAAAUUUUUGGGCCUGGAAAUCAGUAUGUUACUGCUGCAAAAAUGAUUCUUCAAAACAGUGAAGCUAUGGUUUCAAUUGAUAUGCCUGCGGGCCCUUCUGAAGUCCUGGUCAUUGCUGACAAACAUGCUAACCCUGUUCACAUAGCUGCUGACUUGCUUUCUCAGGCUGAGCAUGGCCCUGAUAGCCAAGUUGUCCUUGUAAUGUCUGGUGAUGGUGUGGAUUUAAGAGCAAUUGAGGAGGAAAUCAGCAAGCAGUGCCAAAGCCUUCCAAGGGGUGAAUAUGCUUCAAAAGCACUAAGCCACAGUUUCACGCUGUUUGCUCGUGAUGUGGUUGAGGCAGUUUCUUUUUCAAAUGUAUAUGCACCUGAGCACCUGAUUGUCAAUGUGAAGGAUGCAGAAAAGUGGCUGGGUUUCAUUGAGAAUGCAGGUUCUGUGUUUCUAGGGCCCUGGACACCUGAGAGUGUGGGAGAUUAUGCAAGUGGGACAAACCAUGUCCUUCCAACAUAUGGGUAUGCACGGAUGUAUGGUGGGGUGUCCCUAGAUUCCUUCCUUAAGCACAUGACGGUGCAGUCUUUGACAGAGGAGGGCCUAAAAAUUCUUGGUCCAUUCGUAGCAACCAUGGCUGAAGUUGAAGGGCUGGAAGCACACAAAAGAGCAGUAACCCUUAGACUAAAAGAUAUUAAAGCAAGAAAGGUUCCCAUUAUGGAUUAGUUUCCAUAAGAGCACCCUUUUGUCAUUUUAUUGCCAUUUUAUGGAGGUUGGCCUCAUGCUGACUCAUAAAUUUCUGGACGUAUAUGGUCACUAGCUUGGAUUUGGUGUUUAAAAGUGCAAACCAGGGCUAGGCAGCGAUGUCUUGAGGCCCCAUCAUUAAUGAUUGAAAUUGUGGCCAACAUUUUGCUGUAUACUCCUGUCUCUUUCAGCUGGUUCUAGUGAUUGGAACAAAUGCUGGUUUUUCUCCUUUUACAACUCUGGAAUGGUUACUUUAAUCCAGGCGUGUUUGGAAGUGACAUGCAGGAUGAAUUGCAUAUGCAGCGUUGAAUAUAAAUGCAAGGGGAAGGUGUGCAAGUGAAACAGAGUUAAAUGCUUGAAUCCGGCUGACAGGUAUGGGACUACUGUCAUUUUUUAAGGUGAACCUUCUUUGACCUUUCCCAGUUGUUGGGAGUAGCCAAGUGUGUGUGUGUGUGUGUGAACAAUAUCCCAUGCCAAGGCUUUUUGGCAGUUCUGGUGAACACUUCUGAGUAAACCGCUUCAUAUAAGCUUAUGUAAGUUCUUUUGAUGAAAAAUGUUAUUUUUAGGUCUUUUUGUAGUAACCAUGGUUCUUGUCCAAACAUGAACUCAUGCAUAAGCAAUCCUGUGAGAUAUUCUUCUUCA